AUGGCUUUUGUCGCCGAGCCGAUUGCGCAUUCGGUGAGGGAAAGAUGUCCAGAAUGUUUGGUGGAAUUUGCUGGAUAUUAUGGACAGUGCAUCGUUUUCUUCGUAUUCACUUUCACCAAUUUGUUAUCACCCUGUAUUCUCCACUAUAUCGCUUAUUUCUGUGGUGCAAGUGCUUAUUCGGCGAUGCAAGCGACAAGUCAAACAUUUUCAAGAAAUACUUCGAUUAUUUGGAUGAUCGGUGGGACAAACAACUUUAUUAGCGCUCUAUUUAUGAUUCUAUCAUCCAACUUAUCAACAAGCAAAAAUGACUCUGUGACAACUACACCUGCUUCAAGAAAAGCUACUUAUCGAGACUUCUCGGAAUCAGAAAUUCGAAUUUUAACCCUUUUUAUGAUUGGUAUCACUUUUCUGGCAGUAAUCUUGGCUUUCUUGCUGCCAAACCGCAAGAUCAAAGACUCACUUUAUGAGAAAACGGAACAUGUUGAUUCAAUCAAGGCACAAUUAGUCAAACCAAGAGCCUUCGUUUGCUUAAUCAUUAGCGUUUUGUGCGGAAUCGUGGAUGGAGCGAUGAACAAUGUGCGAAUGACUGCCGCUGCAAGGGCCCUACCCACUCAGCCAGCAAUCGCUUUCUGUGUGGCCAAAUUUUAUCAGGCUGGCGCAACUUCAGCCUUCUUUUUCUUCAGCUCAUUUCUUAAAGUGUAUCAAAUUGUGGUAUCGUUUUUCUUAUUUGGC
This is a messenger RNA of Mesorhabditis belari, 732 nucleotides long. Lineage: Eukaryota; Metazoa; Nematoda; Chromadorea; Rhabditida; Rhabditidae. The record is from the annotation of a GenBank genome assembly.